AUCCCAUAAUGCAACAUACAUAGCAACAACUUGUAAAAGUAAACAGGAUCGGGAAUAUAACGAGAAAUUACUAUAUGUAACCGUCACUACAUCGUGAAAUUGCAUUUACAGUAUGAAUUCUUACCUGGUGGUUGUAUUAGUGUGCUGGUUUUGUUCAUCGUUCGUCUUCGCUGCUAUCAACGACAGAAAUGGGGAUCGAAUUCCGCACUGGACUGAAGUUUGCCCGUUAGCUGUUCAUCCAGAUCCCAACCGAUUUAUUCAGUAUAAACCUAACGGGGAGCCGGUGGAGAAGAAAUGUGAUGAAGGCCUUAUCUUCAGUUACGAUCAGUGUUCGUGUAUUUGGAGCCCACCUAUAGGUUGCGAUAAGCGCCCCUCAAAGCUCGGCAUUACUUAUUAUGAACAGAAUUCCAACAAUUACUGGCUGACCAUGGUUUGUGCCCUGGGAUCAGCUUACAGUCCUGCUACCUGUGACUGCUCCGUACACCUGAGAUUAAACCAGGCUAACAAUAACCAAUUUGGACAACCAAGGUUAUGAUUGAACGUGUCGAUCCCUAACACACAGAAAAGUGAUGGGACUAGUGUUCUUUGUCCAGAACUACUUUGUUGUUCAAAAUUACUUAUUUGUUGAGAACUGUUAAACUAUCGUGACAAUAUUGGUGUGGAUUCAAUUUAUGUAUUUACAUUUUGUAUCAGAAUAAGAUAACGUUCAUUUCUUGAUAUAUGUAUUAGUUACCCAGUUUUACGAGUGGUUUGUUUCCUUUUCUUUCUUCUUCUUCAUUGCACAGUGUCGCGCUACGCUUAACCCAGAAAUAAAACUUUUAAGAUAACAAAACAUAGUUUUAGAAAGAAUUUCGAAGGACAGAUAUGAUAGAUAUAUUCAAAGCAUAACUACACAAGUAUGUGUCCAUUUACAUGUAGAAGAGAGCAAUGACAGCGAACAUGGACCCUAAAUGAAUAUUGGAAAAAUCGACAAACUAAUGAAAAUCCCUCAUUAGUCCAUCAUAAGAACACAUUUAGUGUGAUUGCAUUUCAUCUGUAGUAGUACCUAAUUAAUAAUUCAGUCUCAAGGAAAUUGAUGUUUGAUUGCACAGCGGGGGAAAUCUUGCCAAAAAUCUUGUCAUAUCAAAGUUUACCUUAUUUUUCUAUGAAAAGGUUUAAAAUAGUGAGAUGGAAAAGGGGCACUUUUUUGAAAAUCCAGUGCGAAUUUAGAAAACUAUGUAUUAAAUUUUCACAAAAUAAGAGCAUAACUAUGUGCAUAAAACAAACUGUGUCAAUUACAAAGCAUACACGUGUCUACUCUUAUCAGAAAAUGACGAUUAACUUUUUGUCACCUUUAAGAGGGUGCAAAAUACUUUGAAGGUCAUUCGCUGGUAUUCCUCCUCAACCCAGCUUUUGUCAGCUGAGAAUUCCAUGAACAUGUUAUGUAUAGCAGAACAUAUCAGUAAAAUUCAUACAUUAAUUGUACAUUGUUUGUCUUGAUUAAAAAAUACCCGUAUGAUUAAAUAUUACGUUUUCGCAUCAAAACAAAGUUUUCAGAGGAAGUUCGGAUUAAUUUCUUUAUACAUGUGUGACAAUUAUUGUCAACAUUUGAUUUUUUUCAAAGACUACAACAGAUCUGUAAGAUAUGUCAAAUGAGUCGAAGGGCGAUUUGUAACCAUAUUUACCAGAAUAAAAACUCAUUCAUUUUCAAUAUAUGUGUACCAAUUCUAAAAAUAAAACCAUGAAUAAUUCCA
Molecule: messenger RNA, 1733 nt
Organism: Ostrea edulis (European flat oyster)
Lineage: Eukaryota; Metazoa; Mollusca; Bivalvia; Ostreida; Ostreidae
Exons: 5
Coding region: 113-535 (140 amino acids)
Molecular function (GO): chitin binding
Source: RefSeq, a predicted model, not a curated record